Cherax quadricarinatus is the source of this 3504-nucleotide messenger RNA. The record is from RefSeq and is a predicted model, not a curated record. NCBI's taxonomy places the organism in Eukaryota, Metazoa, Arthropoda, Malacostraca, Decapoda, Parastacidae.
CGUGCAUGCCACACACCACCGCCACCUCCGCCGCCGCCGCCGCCGCCGCUGCCACCCACCAACAACCAACUGUUGCAGCCGCACUCUCGCCGCCCGCCGCCUGCCGCCCACUGCAACACCCCCUCCCUCCGACCGCCCGCCCGCCCGCUCUCACCACCCCCAGCAUGGAGUGACAGCCCCAGCAUCAACGCUACGAAUGAUGGAUUCCCCUCCUCAGAGAAAAUUUACUCAUCUCUCUUGGCUAACGCGGGGAGGUCGGGCGGCCGGAGCCAUCAUGGGGGCAGUGAAGGAGUGGCUCACAACAUGCCGGGAGUCGCGCAAGCUUAUCCUCGUCAUUGUUGCCAUCGCUCUCCUCCUCGACAACAUGCUCCUGACCACCGUAGUUCCCAUCAUCCCUAAAUACCUGUACAUCUUACGCCACCCCAACGCCACGGCCCCAGCUCCAGUAGACACCACCACCAUCACCAACGCCACCACCACCACCACCACCCCAAUACCACCUGCACUCAUCCCACGGUAUGAAGGGUGUGCGCCGUGUCCGUGUGCAUGGGAGGAAGGGGGUGACACCACCCAAGAAACCACCCCUACACUACCCCCGACAACCACGCCUCGCUGCCCCCACCCGCCACCCGUCGCUGAGCAAGGGGUAACUAAUGGAAUUGUCUCUGGUUUUAUUUUUUGCAGGAUCGGCUACAGUAUCCCGAUGUUUGCAGGGUUUGUCAUCAUGUUCAUCUCCACUCUGAUCUUCGCUUUUGGCAGUACCUACUUCAUCCUGUUCAUCGCCCGGGCGGUCCAAGGCAUUGGCUCCUCCUGCUCCUCCGUGUCUGGUAUGGGCAUGUUGGCGGAGCGAUACCCAGACGACAAGGAACGAGGGAAUGCCAUGGGCAUUGCCCUUGGAGGUUUGGCACUCGGGGUACUAAUAGGGCCACCCUUCGGCGGUGUCAUGUUCCAGUUUGUGGGCAAGACGGCACCAUUCCUCAUUCUGGCAGUCUUGGCACUGGGAGACGGACUGUUGCAGCUACUGGUGCUUCAGCCAGCCGUCGUGAAGCAAGAGGAAGAGGCACCCACCCUGGGGGAGCUGGUCAGUGACCCGUACAUCAUCAUCGCUGCCGGGGCCAUCACCUUCGCCAACAUGGGGAUCGGCAUGCUAGAACCAUCGCUGCCACUCUGGAUGAUGGACACCAUGGAUGCACCUGAGUGGCAGCUGGGAGCGGCCUUUAUCCCAGCAUCCAUCUCUUAUCUGAUCGGCACCAACCUCUUCGGUCCACUAGGUCACCUGAUGGGUAGAUGGCUCGCCUCCCUGAUUGGCCUCUUCAUCAUCGGCAUCUGUCUGAUGAGUAUCCCCAGCGCCACUAGCAUCAACCACCUGAUCGCCCCCAACGCCGGCCUGGGCUUCGCUAUAGGGAUGGUCGACUCAUCCAUGAUGCCAGAACUGGGCUACCUGGUCGACCUUCGUCACUCUGCCGUCUACGGCUCCGUCUACGCUAUAGGCGACGUCGCUUUCUGUCUAGGCUUCGCUAUUGGUCCUGCACUCUCUGGCACUCUAGUCCAGGCCUUCGGCUUCAAAUGGAUGCUGUAUGGGGUGGCAAUCAUUAACUUCCUGUAUGCACCAUUUAUGUACUGCCUUAAGUCUCCUCCUGCCAAGACCGGAGAACAACAGAACUUGAUUUACGGAGAGAAAUCUUCAGUACGUUACGUUACCUACAAGAACGAGGAGGAAGAAGAAAACUAUCCUUAAAAUAUCCAUAGCGUGAAGGAAACUAUCCUUAAAAACCCACUGCGUGAAGAAAACUAUUCUAUAAGAUCCAUAGCGUGAAGAAAACUAGCCUUAAAAGAUCCAUAACGUGUAGAAUGUCCCGGGGAAAGGAUUUGUUUUGCGAAAACUAAAGCGCAAUCGGAGUGUGCUCGUGUGUGUAUUGUUGUAAAGUUAUCUUCCAAAAGGGCUAAGCAGCCAUCUGGAUAAAUUUAUUUUAAGCUAUUUCGCUGUGUGGAACUAAGAACCUAGUAGCUCUGCAACUUCGCGAGCCGCACUGGUCAAGCCCCUCAGGCGCAGCGUCUUCGAGAGUUGCACCCGGCAGACCAGAUCGAGUCGUGGGGUGCGAAGUCCGUGUUUGACACGCUCUUCUGGACGAUGCGUGCUUGUGACAAUGCUUUUCACAGAUGAUGCGCGCUUGUGACAAAGGCUCUCCAGGUCGACGUGAGGCGUCCAUAUUCCUUCUCGAAGAAUGACUAGGAGAGACGCGGGUGGCGCAAGAAAUAGCCGCUGUGCGAUUGUUUCGAAGUGACUCAGGUUUUGAUCAAAAGGCAGAAGUUGCGGUGACGGGAACAAUGCCCCUACCCCCUACCGCACUGAAUGUCUGAGAUGGGUGGUAGACGCGUGAAUUUACUACUGAGACGGUUGGUGGAUGUGCGAAUCUACCCUGAGAAGGAUGGUAGAUGCGUGAAUCAACCCCUUGAGAAGUUUGGUAAAUGCACAGUAGAUGAUCUACUACUGAGAAGGGUAAUAAACAGUAGUAGUUGCACGAAUCUACGACGUCUUGAACCUCCCAAAUAAUUUCUCCCAGACAGCUCGAGAUGCACAAAUUAAAAGUGAAACUCGUCAGAAGGGAGAGACUGAACGAAUAUUCUGACUACAACGAUGAUUUGCUAGGAGCCAGCGAGCAGCCAGCUCCGGCACCCACCUUCAUAACAAACACAGGCACCUUCACCAACCUUAUUCUGUUGCAUGUAAAUGAGAAGCAUAGCCGUAAAAGAAACACCCAUUACGAAAUAUAUUUUCAUAACUUAGAACGAUGAUGAGAAACACAUUUCAGGCUGCACCCUGUCUUACCGAUUAUGUCUACACAACAUGAAACAACAUUCAACGGGACACUGAGCUGUCUCGUUCCUCAGUAUAGAUACCAAAACUGACUAUCAGACGAGCAUAUAAUGAAGUGGAUAGGAUACUGCAUUUCUCGCGCUUCACACCUCUUUUUCUGGCUUAUGUAGGACUGGUUACUGUAUUUAUUUUUGUGUCUAUUUCUGCCUUAUAGAAGCCCAGAUACUACAUUUCUUGUGUGUCAUACCUUUAUUCUGGCUUAUAUACGACAGUCUGCUACGUUUGUCAACUUUUUCGGCUCAGCCAGCUACUUUUCGGGCUUAUGUAGGGCUACUAUUGUAUUUCUGGCUAACGUGUCAGCAAUUAGAUUCCACUGUAGUGCAUAGAGUUGACCCCGCACAUCAGCCUUGGAGAAAUCCAAUGCUUUUCUUAUAAGUAUAAAGGCCAUUGCAGCGUAAUUCCAAUUUGCAUGGGGUCAAUCGAAUGCAUUUAUGGUUUCCACACUGCUUGUCUGUCCACGGAAAGAGAAAGGUCAGUGACGUAACGACUUGGAAAGUGAUGAAUACAAAGAAAAGACUUUUACUAAAUAAGCUUGUAUACAACCGCAGUGCGCUGUUUCUUAAUACUAUUAAGUAAUGGACAGAGGGAACGCGAAGAGAAGGAAAGAGGCGUGAUGUGCUUAGCGG